Messenger RNA from Cylicocyclus nassatus, 1834 nucleotides. NCBI's taxonomy places the organism in Eukaryota, Metazoa, Nematoda, Chromadorea, Rhabditida, Strongylidae. The record is from the annotation of a GenBank genome assembly.
AUGCUGUCAGGACCGCAAGCUUUGAAAACAAACUGGACGCUGCUCUGUCAUUCAGAUCUGGACACAAUGAAAGCUACAAAGUUAUUUUUUGUGGUUGUAUGCGGUGUGAGUAUGACAAUAUGGCUAUUUCUCUUUCUGGGAUUAGCAGGGCAAGAUGUGUUGCCGAUGGUGGAUGAAGUUGAGAAGGUCUCUUCCUCUAUCUUUUCUCUCCAAAGACAAGUUCAACAGGAAAAGGAAGAAGUGCGUCGUUUAAAAGACGUGCUUAGCCAACUGACCGCAGAAAAGCUUCCUGAAAAGGAUCUUGUGCAGCAGAAAACGGACAGGCGGCCUUGGUCAGAACCGAUCCCUGUGGUGGUAUUUGUCUGCAAUCGUCCGGCUGCGGUGUCAGGACUCGUUCGAAGGCUACUAUCUCUGCGUCCAUCUGAAUACUUGUUUCCUAUCAUUGUGAGUCAGGACUGUGAUAACAUCCCUGUUCAGCGGUCUGUUGCAGAAUUCCGUGAGCAGAUAUCUUAUAUCAAGCACAAAAGCGCUCAGCAGGAUAACGUCGUCGUUCCAAAACAACACAAAAAAUUUGCGGCUUAUUAUUACAUUGCUCGUCACUACAAGCUUGCGCUGACUCAGAUCUUCGAUGUCCAGAAUUACAGCACCGUUAUUCUCCUUGAAGACGAUCUCGAUGUCGCUGACGACUUUUUCGAAUACUUUUCGGCAACUCGAUACCUGUUGGAUAAAGAUUCCAUGUUAUGGUGUGUUUCCGCCUGGAAUGAUAAUGGAAAGAGCCAUGUCAUUGAUACGCGAGCAAAUACUCUUCUCUAUCGCAGUGAUUUUUUCCCCGGAUUAGGAUGGAUGAUGACCAGAAAGAUCUGGAAUGAGUUGAGUCCGAAAUGGCCUGCAGGAUUCUGGGAUGACUGGAUGAGAGAACCCGAGAAUAGAAAAGGACGCCAUUGCAUUAGACCGGAAAUUAGUCGCACGAAGAUGACUGCACUUGGAAAGAAGGGCGCUAGCAAAGGCCAGUUCUUCGACAAACACGUCGCGAAAGUCAUUCUAAACAAAGCUCCCGUCACGUUUACUCUUAUGAAUCUGGACUAUCUUCUUAAUCCGACUUAUGAUCUCGAGUUUGACCGAAUGGUGAAUAACAGUCCUCUCGUUGACAUCAGCGAAGUGAAUGCUACUUUAGCCAAGAAAGAGUAUAAAAGUUUGAGGAUAGAAUACACGGGAAACAUAGACUUCAUUAUCAAAGCCGAUCGUCUACAUGUCAUGCAUGAUUUUAAGGCUGGAGUACCCCGCACCGCUUACAAAGGUGUUGUUACAUGCUUUACAAAUGGAGUUCGAUUAUUUCUGGUUCCUGACAGAAGAUACGUCAAGGAUUAUGAUAAACAAUGGGUGGUACCAAAAAAGUUUGGCGAUUAAGUUUAGAUUUCUAUCACCACCUUCAAUUAGGUUUUUUGUCUCGGGUAUAUGAAGAUCUGCACCACAGUAUUUAGCUGUCUCACUAGCUAAUAACUUAUCUGUUAGUGAUGGAUUUCACUGCCUGUAUCUGGUGAUCGCCCCAGAAGCUUGCUCAGCAAGACUUUACGGUAAUAUAUUUUAGACCUAAUUUCAUUUGUAUUAGAAGGAUGACCUAAUAUGUUGUAUCCUUUAUCAAAAUCAUUUCGGGCGUAUUUGUCUAUUUUUUUCGAUGUUGCCGAACUCAUUCCUCCUGUGAUAUUCACAAAUUCUUGAUCAUCUUUUAUCAUCCUUGCCAGGCGCUUCUCAGCGGUACACGUGUGCCUUUCUCUAGUCAUUCAACUUGUAUUUAGAACUUUUUGUUGUAUUCUGGGUAUUGAAUGAAUUUGCU